AUCUUGGAGAUGGGAGAUGGGAGAUGGCUGUGGUCCUUCUGCUAAUGCAAACAACAAAACGGGCACAUUAGUCACUCCCGAGGGAGACUAUCAUCACUGUAACUGUUGGCCAAAGCUACAGAAGAAGCGAGGGUGUCAAAGCCGAGCGCAGCAACAUUGAUAGCUUCACCUGCCUGCUGGACGGCAGAAGUGAAGCGACCGAGGAUCAGAAGGAUGGUGCAGUCCUGUUCCGCUUACGGCUGCAAGAACCGAUACGAUAAGGAUAAGCCCGUCUCUUUCCACAAGUUUCCUCUUACUCGACCCAGUCUUUGUAAAAAAUGGGAGGAAGCUGUCAGAAGAAAAAACUUUAAGCCCACCAAGUACAGCAGUAUUUGUUCAGAACACUUUACUCCAGACUGCUUUAAGAGGGAGUGCAACAACAAGUUACUGAAAGAGAAUGCUGUACCCACAAUAUUCCUUUGCACUGAACUACAUGACAAGAAGGAAGAUCUGUUGGAGCCGCAAGAACAACUUCCCCCAGCUCCUUUAACACCUCCCAUUUCCCAGGUCGAUGCUGCUAUUGGAUUACUAAUGCCUCCUCUUCAGACCCCUGAUAAUCUUUCAGUUUUCUGUGAUCACAACUACACUGUGGAGGAUACAAUGCACCAGAGAAAAAGAAUUCAUCAGCUAGAACAACAAGUAGAAAAACUCAGAAAGAAGCUCAAGACUGCACAGCAGCGAUGCAGAAGACAAGAACGUCAGCUUGAAAAAUUAAAAGAGGUUGUACACUUCCAGAAAGAGAAAGACGACAUAUCAGAGAGAGGUUAUGUGAUUCUCCCAAAUGACUACUUUGAAAUAGUUGAAGUACCAGCAUAAAAAAAUUAAAUUUGUAUUAGUUUUUAAUGGGGCAAUACCACAUACCCUCUUCUAGCCUAUAAAGGAGUUUCAUUUGAAAAAAUAAUACUUGAUUACUUGUAUAAAAACAAUUCAGAAUAUUUUUUUAAAAAAUAAAUUAGAUAUAUACUGUAAAAUUGUUUUUUGUUUGUAAUUUCAAGGUUUUUACAUUUUAACAAAAUAUUUUAAAAGUUAUAAAUUAACCUCAGAGUUCCAAUGUAAGUUGGUUUCAAGAUUGGGGAUUUUUGUUUUUUGAGUAUUUAUAGAAAUAAUGUAAAAAUAAAGGAAAGAGAAUGAGAACAGUACAGUAAGGAUGACUUAAGUUUAAAAUUUAAAAUUAAUGCAGUUUAUUGAGAGAACUUAUAUUUUAAAUCAGAGGCAUGAGUUAUAUCAUGGGACAUAACUUUUCAGAAUAUAUAUAAUCUUAUUCACACAUUUUUAAAAUCAGAAGAUUUAUCUUUCUUAAUCACUUGUCAUAGAUAAAUUGGCAAGUUAAUACUUAAAAAAAAAAAAGAUUGGCUGUCUUCACAGCCAGAAAAUGAAGUCAUUCCAUACCUAAUUAAGAUGGUUAAGUAACUUUAUAAAGAAUGGAUUUUUUAAAAGUGGGCCCCUCUUUUUUUCUGCACUGUGUAGCAUUAUGAAAUUAGAAGUGUAUCUCCAGUGGAAGAAACGCUCCUUAAUAAACAAGUUAGGUGUUAUCAAUGAAGUAAUAAAAAUGGGGGCCCAAUCUAUGCUAUGUCUUUUUCUCUUAUUACCCCAGAGCCAAGUAAGGGACAUCAGUUCCCCAACUGCAGUUAUAAUUGUAUCCAAAUCUCUAACAGAUAGGUUGUGUCAGUAAAGUUUGAUUUGUACUGUAAUAUGGUGUUAUUGACCUUGACUAAUUGAUAUUGGUCAAGGCUUCUCAUAAAAAAUGAUUACUUUUAACACAAGUUAGAAAUCAUAUUCUAUUUACUGAAAUGAAUGAUCUGUAUUCAAAAGCAACCUAAUAUGUAGGGUUUAUUUUCCUGAAUGUUGAGAUUUAAACAUUGAGGUUUCUGUUUAAACUGUGAAUUGUAUCCUGACUUUGUGAUAAAUUUUACAUAUAUUUGAAAUCAAAUAUGUUCUGAGUAAACAAAUACUACCAUAGGGCUUAUCUGCUUAGAUUUAGAAUAAUUGUUCCAACUAUAAUUAUAUUUCAGAGUACACUGAGAUACCUAAAGAAUAACAGACCUUUUAAGGCAGUAUUAAGGAUAGGAAACAAUGAUGUUCAAAAAUGUCUUGUAAAGCCAGUUUUCAGUGUAAUUCACUGCCAUCCUGCCAGUGAUAGUACUUUGAUUCAUAGAGAUUUGAUUUUUGGUGAACCACUAUUUUGAAAAUAGAAAGUUAUGAUUAGAAGAUUACUUGAAAUUAUAUAGUCUGAUAACAUUUAGAACUAACUGCAGUGAAUCAGAGGAGUUUUUCCAGUUAUUCAUGGAUCUUGUCACUUUAGAAGUCACAAAGUCUCCAAGUAGUUCGUUUUUACAUCUCAUCUCUAAUAAUUCCUGAAAGAUAUGUGGGUGAAUAUUUUCCAAAGUACAUAUUUUUGAUCUAAAUUGUCAUCUACAUAAAACCUGUGUGCAUGUGUGUGUGUGUUUCCAGAACCAAGAAUCCAACAUUGAAUUGUAAAAGUGAUCAUAAUUAUUUAGCAUCUUUGCAUUAUUUAACCUGAAGCUAUUUCCUUUUCAUAACAAGACAUAAAUCCCUAUUUGGAGAGAACUGAGCAAGCAACAUGUACAACUGUUUGUAUUUAAAUAAUUUAUCUACAUAUAGAGAGUUUGAGGUACAGUUGCUUAUUUCUGAAUUUGAGAUAAAACAUUCGUUGCAUGUUUUUAAAGUUCAUUUUGUCUAUUGUAUUAUGACAUUGCCAAGAAAAGGAGAGCAUUUAGGCUAAAGUAGGCCCUGUUCGAGCAUAGUGAAACUCAAUCUGAAACAAACAGGGACAAAGUCUCAAUCUGGAACAAAUGGGGAGAAGACUUAUGUGAACUGCAGCAUAUUCUGAAAGAUGACAUUUAUUUUAAGCGCAUAUAGUAUCAUACUAAAAUUUCCACCUAUGUGUGACAAUCUGGCAAAGGUGAGAAAAAAUAACUUUCUUAAUAGAGCUGUUGGAAAGCUAUAGAAUUAUAGAAUUUUAGAUUUAGAAGGACUUAGAAAUCAUCGAACACUAGCCCAACCUCCAAACCCUGAAGAAAUUUCAUUGUAAAAUAUCCCUGACAAGUGGUCAUCUGUCUGUUUGCCAUUUACAUUUAAGCAAUUAUUCUGCUUAGAUUCUUUAAAGUGAGUUUCUGGAUUAGAAUAGAAUUAGUUGCCACUCUUUUUAUACUUGUUUAUAAUGCAAACAUAAACUUCACUUUGAACUGCUGCAUAGUUUGAACUGUCAAAUUCUAUAUUAAAGAAGUUUUAAAUUUUUGUAAAAUAAUUUAAAUGUUUACUAAUUGUAUACCUGUUAUGUGUGCUAAAAAUAUUUCUGUCAUUGCAGUAAAGAAACAAUGGUGUUUAAAGUUAUUAGCAAAACUUUUUACUUGGAAAUCCAAGGACAUGAGGAGAUUGUUUUCUUUCAACUAUAAUUUGUGUAAUCCCUUUCUUAGUAGUAAAAUAAUAUUGGUGAAGACAAA
This is a messenger RNA of Pteropus alecto (black flying fox), 3503 nucleotides long. RefSeq names its product THAP domain containing 1 (gene THAP1). NCBI's taxonomy places the organism in Eukaryota, Metazoa, Chordata, Mammalia, Chiroptera, Pteropodidae. The transcript is spliced from 3 exons. The record is from RefSeq and is a predicted model, not a curated record. The coding region runs from base 214 to 855 and encodes 213 amino acids. Gene Ontology annotation, molecular function: sequence-specific DNA binding.